AUGUCUGUGAGACAGACACUCAAGAUGCUUGGCCUCAGUGCCCUGGCCAUCACCAUAAGCGUGGAGUGGCUGAGCUGGCUGUUCCGCCGUCUGUGGCCAGAGCGCUCCCCCCGGGGGCCGCUGAAGGAAGUGCUCUUCUUUCCUACCACCACCACAUGCGUGGAGCACCUCCUCAAUCCUAACACAAGAUCCACCGUCUCUUGCCCCUGCCCCUGCCCCCUCCCGCAUGGAUUGGAGACCCCCUUCACUCGGCUCCUGCAGCACCUCCUGUCGGCCUCAGUGUCCCUGGACCUGUGUGUCUUUGCCUUCUCCAGUCAGGAGCUGAGUCGGGCCGUGCUGCUUCUGCAGGGCAGAGGGGUGGCUGUGCGGGUCAUCACUGAUAAGGACUACAUGGUCAUCACCGGCUCCCAGAUCGGCACGCUCCGCAAGGCAGGGAUCUGUGUGAGACAUGAAAUGGGAGCCGUCCACAUGCACCACAAGUUUGCGGUGGUGGACGGCCGGCGUCUCAUCACGGGCUCCCUCAACUGGACCCUGACAGCUAUCCAGAGCAACAAGGAGAACAUCCUGGUGACCGAGGAGCCAGACCUGGUCCGUCCCUUCAUUAGGGAGUUCCAGCAGCUGUGGGACUCCAAUGAUCCUGCACGGCGCUUCCCCAGCACCUCUCCUUUAACCAAUGAACUGCCACACCUCAGAGACAGGGUGUCAUCUGUCUAA
Megalops cyprinoides (Indo-Pacific tarpon) is the source of this 714-nucleotide messenger RNA. It is a transcript of the gene pld6, whose product is annotated as phospholipase D family, member 6. The record is from RefSeq and is a predicted model, not a curated record. Gene Ontology annotation, molecular function: RNA endonuclease activity producing 5'-phosphomonoesters, hydrolytic mechanism. NCBI's taxonomy places the organism in Eukaryota, Metazoa, Chordata, Actinopteri, Elopiformes, Megalopidae. Gene Ontology annotation, cellular component: mitochondrion. Bases 1 to 714 code for a protein of 237 amino acids. Gene Ontology annotation, biological process: piRNA processing. The transcript has 3 exons.